GUAUCCAUGGACAUAAACAACAUGGAGGACACCAGUGGAAGUUGACUUCCUCAGACACUUUAGAGAUAUUGUUGUGAUCUAGUUUGACUUCCUUUCAGGUAUAUUGUACAGGAAGUCAGAUUCAAAGCCAAGAUGUCACGAGCACAAGCAGAAAGUGUCAUUAAAAACAUCAUUAGAGAAAUUGCUCAAGAAUGUGCAAGCAAAGGGCAAGCAGUAUCAGAGACUCUUGUUGCAUUCAUGGUGAAAGCUGUUGUGUUGGAACCAUCAAAUGAGUUUAAUGUUGAUCGAACAUUAACUAAGGAUGAUGUACAGAAACUUAUCAAGUUGUGUGUGGAGCGGCUCAUGGACUCCAGGUCUCCUUCCCUUGAUACAGUGAAAAUGCAGGUGUACUUUGAUAUGAAUUACACUACUAGAUCUGAUUUCCUGGAGGAACACAGGCGAGUCCUGGAGUCUCGUCUACAGCCUGUCAUCCGAGAGAUCACAGACAGUAGGGCCCGCACUCGCGAGGAGCUCGAGAGUCUGUAUCGUAAAAUAGUGUCUGCUGUCCUGUUGAGGUCUGGCUUAGGGAGCCCCACAGACAUAGCUGUGGUCAGGGAGGCUACAGCUGCCCUCCAGAGUGUGUUUCCUCAGACAGAACUUGGCACAUUUAUGUCACUCACCAAACGAGACAAGGAAAGACAACUGCUGGAGCUCACCAUGAUUGUCACCGGUAUCCGACUGUUCAACAAGGAAUGUGGCAAGGGAGGAGAGGGCAUAGAUGAUUUGCCUGCCAUUUUGAAUGAGGCUGUGCCAGCGACAACACAGAAUGUUGACUCCGAGGUGCAGGCUACACUUAGAUGUGCUGCCAAUUAUACAGCAUUGAUAGAGAAGAUGCAGAAUGCUGACAGUCAAGAAGGCCCUUCAACACAACUCGUCAAGGACUCCCUCAUCAACACCCGACAACACGAGGCCUUCCUCAGGGUCAUCUUAAAUGAUGUGAUCAGCUGUGCUCAGCAGGUGGAGCAGCUAGAACAACAGCUGGCCACAAGGAUGGAACAGCUUCAGGCCACUGUCCAGUCAAAAACAGCUGUCCCAACAGCCCAGGUUUAUCCCCAGUUUAUCCACCUGUCCCAGCUGUGGAGCUGUUUCCAGGAUGAGAUGGUCCUUCUCAGUGUUCUUAGUAACAUCCUCGCCAGCCUGGAGCCAUUCUCAAGGGGACACAGAGAACUGUUUAGUGAUGAGGUGUUAGCUCCCUUCCUAGAGGGGGCACCAAUAAAGACAGACGAACAACGACUACAAGAGACAAGUGGACCUGAAAACCGAAUUAAUCCAAAAGAACUGAAAGACUUUGACUGGCUCUAUCAAGAAACAACAAAGAACUUCAACAAACUUCCCAUUCAAUACAGAGCUUUCUGUGCGUGGGCAUUAGGGAACUUCGACCGUCUGCUGAUUCCCAGUAACCCAGAAAUAGGUGUCCUGCGAUAUAAGGACCACUAUUAUGCAUUCUCAUCUAAACAAGCUGCAUAUGAGUUCACACAAAAUCCAGACGGGUAUAUACGAUUGGUAGCAGAAGGUGCUAAGAAGAGUCCGGAGCUGAUACAACUUUUAGAACUACAUACACAAUUUGCCUCUAUUACUCCAUACUCACAGGGUAAGGACCAGGGACGUAUGAUAGAGAAGCCUGUUACUAAGUGUGAUAGCGGUACACAAACAGACACACAUCUCCUAGAGGCCAACAUCGUCAAGUCCUACGAGUGGAAUGAAUGGGAACUCCGACGGAAGGCCAUCAAACUAGCUAACCUGCGAACACGUAUAACACAUUCUGUACAGACCAACCUCAGCAAUAUGAGGAGAGACACUGCCAUCCAAGUCUGGCCACCCAAAGAAAACACGACCCAGACAAAGACUGAUGCCUACACCAAUGUCCCCCGCCCCCAGGUGUUCUUGGCAGGCCUGAGAGGAGGCGGCAUGACCACCUCCACACAGAUGGAGAAAGUCGACCUCACAAUAGAUGUCGACCAGACGUAACCCACCCAAGUGGGACCACUCUAGUACAUGUCUGGAGAGACAACCUCGCCAGAACAUUCCUCGGACUUUCUCUGUGAUAAUGGAUUUGUACUGUAACAGUGAAAAUUCAUGUGAUUUAAAGUAAAUUACUGGUAUUAUUUUUUCCAUGCAGAAUUUACUUUGAACAAUAAGCCAACUACCUUGAAUAAAUAUUUAUUAUGUACA
Messenger RNA from Mizuhopecten yessoensis (Yesso scallop), 2211 nucleotides. RefSeq names its product cilia- and flagella-associated protein 206-like. Bases 133 to 2007 code for a protein of 624 amino acids. Gene Ontology annotation, biological process: regulation of cilium beat frequency. Gene Ontology annotation, cellular component: ciliary basal body; axoneme. The record is from RefSeq and is a predicted model, not a curated record. The transcript has 17 exons. Lineage: Eukaryota; Metazoa; Mollusca; Bivalvia; Pectinida; Pectinidae.